Pochonia chlamydosporia 170 is the source of this 1248-nucleotide messenger RNA. RefSeq lists its product as hypothetical. NCBI's taxonomy places the organism in Eukaryota, Fungi, Ascomycota, Sordariomycetes, Hypocreales, Clavicipitaceae. The record is from RefSeq and is a predicted model, not a curated record. The coding region runs from base 1 to 1248 and encodes 415 amino acids. The transcript is spliced from 2 exons.
AUGGAGGACACACCAGGACAUCAAUUUCUGGCUUCAGUUCGAGAGAUAUUUCAAGAAGCCGAAAAUGAAGGUUUCACUUCGCGAGCCGAAUUCCGCGAAGUGGCCCGUUCAAUACUCGCCUUUCUUGGGACAUGCAAGAAAAUGACAGGAGCCCGCGCUCGUGCCAGCUGUUUCAUUUGUUUGCCAGAUGGCCGGACCGUCAGAACCCACGUGGCACUACCUCCAGGAGGACUAAAUUUGAGCAGGCAAACAAACAAACAGUUACGAGAGGCGGAGCAUGCUCAUGAGUUUGGCGGCAUCUUGUUGUCAGCCAUUGAUAAGCAGUCGAAAGCCCAGCAAUUGCUUCCUAGCAAACCUCGUGAGAGUAUGACGAAGGCUCGGAGACGGGGUUCAACAAAGAGGAAGUUGGGCGAGCGUUCACUGGCUUCUUCACCGGAAUAUACGCCUGUGGAAAGAGGCCCGCGUCGGAGCAAGGCAGCCAAGAAGUCACCCGUAUCGGUGAAGAGCGGGCGCAAGAGCAAACAUACAAACGACGAAGGUGACGAUGGCCUUGGUGAAGCAAAGGGCCAGAUACCGGGAGGUGUUUGUGGUCAGGUGCGUCGACCCGUGGUGUUCAAGAGACCAACGGCGGAUGGUUCACAGGGAAAGCAGCAGCAUGCGCAAGAUACAAAACUUUCAAUAAUUCUACGACGGACGAAACGGUCUAUGGAGACUUCUACGCAAGAGACUGCGCUUGACGGGAAUUGUGAUCCUGUUGCCUCGACAACGGCCGCAGAUUACGGGGAGAAAGACCUUGCACUGAAGAAGUCAUCGCCUAUAGAGCAGCAAACACCGGAAAUGCAGUUGCAUGAUGACGCGGCCGAGUCCAAUGUAUCCAGUGACAGCGAGGACGGGUCGAUUUUCUCUGAAGAGUCCCGCGCUGGGUCUCCGAUGCAGGUAGACUCGCCUGAAGACUUGGCUGCGGACAGUCUGGCUGGUAAAGAAGAGCGAAAUGCUAUUGAGGCAAAGAAAACUGGUGUAAGUGCUGGGCAGUCAGGGGCAGCAACUCGACUAGAACAUAUGUUGCCACAUAUAAGCGACCAAAUCUCGUCUGUCAGUACUGAACGCUGGGGUAAAUAUCAUCGCAGGAUCAUGACUUUUGCCAACUCGGAGACCAUUCGGGAGGCAAGCUACGAGACACGGCUCGAGAAGAUUGCCGAGAUAGUCUACAUGCCUGAGGAGCUGAGUGCAAUUGCUGCCAAGGAAUAG